Molecule: messenger RNA, 1392 nt
Organism: Spinacia oleracea (spinach)
Lineage: Eukaryota; Viridiplantae; Streptophyta; Magnoliopsida; Caryophyllales; Amaranthaceae
Product: FAS1 domain-containing protein SELMODRAFT_448915
Exons: 1
Coding region: 461-1183 (240 amino acids)
Source: RefSeq, a predicted model, not a curated record
UCCGUACACUAUGUAGAGUGAGCCGGGCCUUGGUUGCAUUUUUUUGGGAAAAGCACGACACUGCACGACUCGACCCGGCAUGACAAAACACGCUUAAUUUAGUAAAAUUAGGCUUAGAUACGACGGCCUGUGGGCCUCCUGCUUUGAAUGUGUUUGGCCCAGCCCAAUAUGAUGUACAAUGGGGCUAGCGUGGGCUCAGCCCGAUUCCGGGCCCGGCCCAGCCCAAAUUUAGUCGUUGAGAUGUUGUCCAACCUGCCUGUAACUGCAACUGAAAUGAUCUCAGUUUUAAAAUCUUGAAAGAUAAAUUUAUAAUUGCCAAAUACUAGAAACACCAAAACUGUGAACUUUUCAGUUGUUGAACCAGCAUUGUUGCAUGUCUCAAGCUAUAUAACUCGAUUCGUUUUUUCAGUAAAAGAUCUAGUAUCCCAUUUUUAAGCACUCUUUCCUGCAUAAGAAACCUAUGGCGUCAUACACCGCCCUUUCACUCCUUGUAAUGGCGUUGAUAUCUUCUGCCACGGCUAAAGACGCGCCAUUAUCAAACCAGACACUCAGCACAGCUAUAGACGAAAUGCAAAGGGCUAACUACUUUGCAUUUGUCAUGCUGUUAAACAUGGUUUCCAUUGAUAAAAUCCCAAACAACAUUACCUUCUUAAUGCCUAACAACCGGUUAUUAGCGAAAGCCGUGAUACCCGAGAACGACAUACUCGACUUCCUACUCAGGCACUCGAUCCCGACCCCGUUGAGAUUCGACUACUUAAAACGGUUCCCAACGGGAUCGAUGCUACCAUCUUCAGAGCCCAAUUUCAUGCUUAAGAUCUUGAACAAUGGAAGAAAGAGCUUCUUUCUUAACAAUGUUAAGAUUGUUAGCCCUGAUAUCUGUGUUGCUGGGUCCUCAAUUAGUUGUCAUGGGAUUGAUGGGGUGUUGCAGGAUAUUAACAUAACACCCCCACAGCCUACUUCUUCUCCUCCUCCACCACCGUCGCCAAUGGCUCCGUCACCGUCACUGUCACCGCCAACAGGUGGUGGUAGUGGUUUUGAUAUGGCUCCUGCUGCAACCCCUCAACCCUCGGGUUCAAUUCCCGCCCCACAUAAAUCUGGAUCUUCUCAUUUGGACUCCGGCCGGCGUUUAAUCGGGCAUUUAUCGAGUUGGGUUAUACUGUCAAUAAUGUGGUUUUAUUUAUAAACUAUUUUGGGGGUGAAACUUUUGGUAUUGUAGGAUUAUUGCAUCUGAAUAUCUGAUGAUUCACUUUGUUAAGUGGUUCUUUAUUUUCUGUCAAUUGCAGUAUAUUUAGCAGGAUAAUCAAAAUGAUGUAUACCAGUUUGUCAUAUCUUCAAUCCUUAAUAAUUGUAGGUUCAAUUAUGCAUAAAUCCGACACUUGCGAUUCUAAAUUA